UUAAAUUUUUCUCGAGGUUUAACGUACAAAAUAUGUAAUUUUGUGAUUUUCUGCAAGAAGUAAAGAUUCAUUUUGUGGCUUGACUCGUGCUUUGAAGGUGUUUUAGAAGCAUUUCAAAAUUCCCGCUAGUGCGCAACUGCCAUAUUUUCGAGAUUCACUACUUUACCAUUCGGUAAUGCUCUUUCUUUCACCUAUCUGACAAUUCACUAACAUUUUAUAGUAAUUUUCCCUUCAAAACACAAAUAAACUUUAUAUAUUUGUGAUUAAAUAACUCGCAAAAUCUUUUUUUUAACUACGCUCUUAAAUGGGUGAUUUAAGAUAAAUUGUAACAUUGUUAAAAUUCCUUAUUGUUAUUUUAAGUAUUUAAAAAGUGUUUUAUUUAAACUUUCAAAUUAUUGUUGUAAAUUUUUUUUACGUAUAGUGGGAGAGCCUCUUUCACGGCCUUUCUCUUUGUGUCGUUUACCUAAAUACAGAAAAAAAUAUUUUAGGAAAAAUAAGUAUUUUGCACUUAGGCAGCGUUUUAUCAGGUGUGAUAAGAAAAUGCGCAAAUUGAUGGGAUGUUAUUUUGGCAUUGGAUGUUUUCUCCUAAUGGGAUUCUUCACAUUGGAAGUGAGUGCAUCGAGUGACGAACAUCCAUGGGAUUUGCUGAUUUUCACUCAACAGUGGCCACAGACAGUUUGCCAUCAAUGGAUGGAGGAGGACAAGACGCACAAAUGUCUCCUUCCAUCGGCAAAAAAUCUAUGGACAAUCCAUGGAGUUUGGCCGACUGAAUUCAACAAAAUGGGACCUUUCUACUGCAAUUCCUCCUGGACAUUCAAUGCCAGCGAUAUUGCUCCCAUUGAGAAUCAAUUGCAGAUUUUCUGGACAAAUGUCGAACUCAGAACAGAUCACUAUGAUUUGUGGAGGCAUGAAUGGGAAAAGCAUGGAACUUGCGCAUCAAUCUUGCCGGAACUAAGCACAGAAAUUCGUUACUUUACUCAAGGACUAAAUUGGCUUCAUCACUAUUCAAUGUCGUCAAUUCUGGCCGAAGGUAAAAUCCUUCCAGAUUCAACGCCAACCGUUGAGGAACUUCAUACAGCCAUUGUAGCCCAACUAAAUAAAAAUCCCGUAAUCCACUGCAAUUACGAUUCGAAGCAAAAAGAAAUUUUCCUGGCCGAAAUUCGAAUUUGCUUCAAUAAAACCCUCGAAUUAAUGGACUGUGAUGGCGUUGUAGGGGAUGAUCAUUUCGUACAUGAAUAUUCUGGUGGAAAAAUCAUCACCAAUUGCGAUCCCAGCAAGAAAAUUAACUACCCUAGCAUUGUUCCCAAUUUAAGUGAAAUACUAUCAUCAUCAAAAGGUGAUACUGGAGAUUCUUCAUGGAACCUCUCCCUGGUCAGUAUCUACAAAAUCAUCCAGAUCGUUAAAUGGGCAACGUUCUAAAAUUUGCAUGAAGCAAGAAUUCUCCUCUUCAGCAUUCAUCCCGCCUCACUUUUUAGCCAAUUACUGUACAUAUUCAAUUUUGAAAAUUGUGUAAAUUAAUUUCUUUAAAUAUAAGUUUAAAGUAUUUAAUAGAA
Molecule: messenger RNA, 1553 nt
Organism: Phlebotomus papatasi
Lineage: Eukaryota; Metazoa; Arthropoda; Insecta; Diptera; Psychodidae
Gene: RNaseX25
Product: ribonuclease Oy
Exons: 2
Coding region: 541-1419 (292 amino acids)
Biological process (GO): RNA catabolic process
Cellular component (GO): extracellular region
Molecular function (GO): RNA binding; ribonuclease T2 activity
Source: RefSeq, a predicted model, not a curated record